Fusarium vanettenii 77-13-4 is the source of this 1740-nucleotide messenger RNA. RefSeq lists its product as uncharacterized. Lineage: Eukaryota; Fungi; Ascomycota; Sordariomycetes; Hypocreales; Nectriaceae. The record is from RefSeq and is a predicted model, not a curated record. The transcript is spliced from 6 exons. Bases 1 to 1740 code for a protein of 579 amino acids.
AUGCGUCUUGAAGCCAUUCUCCACGUCGGUGCCAUCCUGCUGGCUUCGGUAAAUACAUCAUUUGCCAUCACAGCGAGGCGUAAUGUUCCUCUCGAAAAUGACGACUCAUUACCUCGGUCGCUUGAUGAAGGCUUCAUCGACAAGUUUCCAAAAAUGUCCUACGAGCAAGCAGGUCAUCUCCGACACUUUCAUAACCUAGCAAGCCAAAAAGACGGCGAGUGGCGCCACAUGGGAUCUCAAGUUGCCGGUCAGGAAUGGCUUGAUGGGUACCGAUACCAACUUGCGACCAUGACAUACGCUGCAGGGGCAACUCAUUACUUUCGGCUGCCGCUUCUAAGGUCUCUGUUCAAGAGCUUAUUUGAGCAGCUCAUCUCCAAAAUGCUGCUGCGAGAUGUUUGGGGCUAUUGGUAUCUCACUAGCCACAGCGGCACUCUUGUAGACCCCGAUCUCACCGAGUUGCGGAAGCCCUGGGCGGAUCCGUAUUCUGGUCACCUCCUCCACAUGGUGUCAUUGUACACGAUGCUGUUUGACGAUGACAAGUAUAACGAAUAUGGUGCUCUGGAGUUCAACUGGAUGCCAAUCUUCUGGGGCAUGGGGCCAGAAAAGUUCAUCUAUAACCGGACGUCCCUGCAACAAGCGAUAUUGAAGGGCAUGGAGGGAGAAAAUUGGCUCGGCGUCUGCUGUGAGCCAAACAGCAUUUUUGUCGUCUGCAACCAGUUUCCUAUGAUCGGGAUGCGGUACAACGAUAUUCGGGACAAUACUCGUAUAGCCCCCACCGUUCUUGAAACAUACGAGGAGGCUUGGAAGUCCAAGGGCAUGUUCCAAGACGAUGGCCUCAUGAUUGAUUGGUUUUCUCCAAAGCAAGACAGAAAGACGCUUGCCAAGGACCCUGGGUUCACAGCCUGGGCUGCUGCUUUUAUGAACGCUUGGAAUCCAGAAGUGGCAAAGGUCGCGUAUGACACGGCAUAUGACAGGGUGAUGGAGAUGAUGAUGCCACCGAAUAAGUCUACAGCUACGGAAGUGUCAACGACCUUGAUCUCCAGGGCGCAAUCUCCCGGUCCUCAGCAGCCCAUGACCAAGCCCAUCCUUGGAUACGCAGCGCAGAUGAUCUCUGAACUCGGCGACAAGGCCACCUUGGGCCAGUACCUACGCUUUUUCGACGAAGCUUACCCCCCAACCUGGGAACAAGGCGGGCUCUUUUACCCAACCACUGCUCAGGGAAAUGGCAGUCUACCUCCCAUGGAUGCCUUCACUGGCAACGCUGCCAUCCCCUACGCGAAGUUGAAUGUCUUCCAGGGCCAACGCACAAUGUACGAGAAUCCUUGGGCCGAGAAGCACUUUUCUACUUACCCAUUCAUCGACAACAUCGACCUCUCUAGCGGUGUUGACUUUCUGCGCGGAAGCUGGGACGAAGACCUUGCAGCCAUGGCUAUCACUAUGCGCUCGUAUUCAGGGGAGGACAAGACUGUAAAGUUCCAUAUCACGGGACUCGGUCCUGGAAAAUACAGCCUUUACGAAAAUCGAGAACUGCUUGGCGCAUACGAAAUCCAGGCCAGAGCAGACAUGAUCCAGCUUGAACGGAAAGUGACAGGAGAUGGCAUGGAUAUUGUCAUAAAGAGUAUAGACACUGUUUCAGUGCUUCCUCUAGUACAGGUAUCCCGGUGGGAAUCGGUGCUGGAAUGGGGCAUGUGCAUCUUGGGAACUCGAGCCAAACGUCUCAUGAGGUAUCUUUGGGUUUAA